CGGGGUGGGGCGCAGGGUUGGGAACGUCAAAGCCCUGCGUCCUCCUGCACCCAGAGCUGAGGAAAGGCGCGCGCCCGCGCGCGCGCGCGGCGGCGGCGGCGCCGGCGACAGCAGCCCAGGGGACCGGCACCGGGCAGCGGGAAGCUGACGUACGAAGGAACGUGAGUGAGGCGCGAGGGCGGCACCCGAGCCCGGGAAGCCCGGCUCGGCGCGAACCGCGGCAGACCAGACCCAGGUCCAGGCUUCCGAGGCCCCGCCUCUUGGGCUUUGGGACUAAUCGGAUUGAGAGCGCGCCGGCCCGGGCCGCGAACUCGCCAAUUGCGGAGGGCGUCGGCCACCGCCCAAUCCGAAGCAGACAGGUGCGAGGUCCGGAAGGCGGAGACCAAUCAGCAGCGGUUGCGGCCUGUUGGGGCCGGUCUCGGCCAAUGAGAAGGCCCGAGUGACAUCUUCGCGCGCCAAUCGGGAGUGAAGGAGCGUUCCUGCCCGCCCGUCCUUCCGGCCUGAGCUCUAUUUACCAGGGGCGUGCUGCCGGCUUGCCAAUCAGAGCGCGGCUGAGCGGCCAGGCAGCCAACCCGGGAGGAGCGGCCGGCCGGCGUCUGCCGCACCCAGGAGUUGGGGAUGUCCUACAAACCCAUCGCCCCCGCCCCCAGCAGCACCCCCGGCUCCAGCACCCCUGGGCCCGGCACCCCGGUCCCUACAGCCGGAAGUGUCCCAUCGCCGUCGGGCUCGGUGCCAGGAGCCGCUGCCCCUUUCAGACCACUGUUUAACGACUUUGGACCGCCCUCCAUGGGCUAUGUGCAGGCAAUGAAACCACCUGGCGCCCAGGGCUCCCAGAGCACUUACACCGACCUGCUGUCGGUCAUAGAGGAGAUGGGCAAAGAGAUCCGGCCCACCUAUGCUGGCAGCAAGAGCGCCAUGGAGCGCCUGAAGAGAGGCAUCAUCCAUGCCCGGGCCCUAGUCAGAGAGUGCCUGGCAGAGACAGAGCGGAACGCCCGCACGUAACAGGACUCGACUCCGCCUCAGCAUCUGGACCUUUCCUGGCCACUGCAGAGCGCCUGUUUCUCCCUGGCCUUCACCCCGAGUUGCACUUCCCAUCCUGGGCGUCCUGUCCUGUGUCCUUUGGUGGGUGCCUUCCAGGAACCAGUGGGCGGCUCUCACUCCAGUCGGCAGCACUAACUGGAAACCCCCAAAAGAGUUAGCAGCGAGGUCACUGUGAAUCCCACCCAUGACCUGCCAACAGUGUUGAUCCAACUGGAGCUUUCUCCUUUCUGUGGCCCCCACCACUCAGCACUUACCAGGACUUCUCACCACUUUUCCCAGACCCCUUCUCCCCAGCAGGGCCUCAGAAGGCCUGUCGCCUCCCUGCCCUGUCUCCUGGGCCAUGGCGACUCUUUUCUCAGUGUGUCUUUUGCUAAAUAUGCCCUUUUUGUAUAAAUAAAAGAUAAUUUGGAGUUGUUCUCUUA
Molecule: messenger RNA, 1463 nt
Organism: Physeter macrocephalus (sperm whale)
Lineage: Eukaryota; Metazoa; Chordata; Mammalia; Artiodactyla; Physeteridae
Gene: CDK2AP2
Product: cyclin dependent kinase 2 associated protein 2
Exons: 4
Coding region: 619-1002 (127 amino acids)
Biological process (GO): negative regulation of G1/S transition of mitotic cell cycle; regulation of microtubule cytoskeleton organization
Cellular component (GO): nucleus; cytoplasm; microtubule
Source: RefSeq, a predicted model, not a curated record